Molecule: messenger RNA, 6502 nt
Organism: Stegostoma tigrinum
Lineage: Eukaryota; Metazoa; Chordata; Chondrichthyes; Orectolobiformes; Stegostomatidae
Gene: lmtkb
Product: apoptosis-associated tyrosine kinase b
Exons: 15
Coding region: 438-5444 (1668 amino acids)
Biological process (GO): peptidyl-tyrosine autophosphorylation; brain development
Molecular function (GO): ATP binding; protein tyrosine kinase activity
Source: RefSeq, a predicted model, not a curated record
GAGGAAACUGUCUAAAUCUCACAUCCACGCCGACGUCUUGCAUUAAAAGAAAACACACAUCCCCGCACCAUGGUUACAUUCUGAACACGGGGUUAGAAUGGUUCAACUGAAUGAAAAUAGCAUGGAACUAUCAAAAUUUAUCAGAGAAAGCGCUGGAUGUUAUACAUUAAGAGAAUAGCUUUGCAGAGGUGGUCCAGCUCGAAUCCAGCUAGAACUUACUGUUUUCAUGCAGCCUGGCCGGCUAUUUUUGGCACAAAAUUAAAGUACUUUUAUUAUUGACACUACGUAAUGCUGCAGUUCACAGAAACCGUGCCCAAUUCUGCAUUGAAGUGCUGGGACCAAUUUACAAAAUCACAUCCUUUUAAUACUUGUAAAAGCAGGGUCGGGCAUUUACACUCCGCAUUCUGGACUGGCCGAGGCACAAGAACCAAGAUGGGAUGCCAAUUGGUGAACUCACGUGGUCCUCCUCGCUUGCUGUGGUAGCCGUGUCUUUUUCCGGUCUCUUCACCUUUAUCUUCCUCAUGCUCGCCUGCCUCUGUUGCAAGAAAGGAGACAUAGGGUUUAAGGAGCCGAUUUCUGCAGUCAAACAUUUCAGCCAAAAGGAAUUUGAGAAUAAUGAGGGAGAGGAUUACACAGGAGAAUUCUCACCCCACACCACUUCCUCGUCACAGAAUGGACCCGAGGUUUAUAUCCUACCACUCACAGAAGUCUCAUUUCCCGUGUCAAACCAGCCAUCUGCAAGACCAGGGCACUUCCUUCAUCAGACUGACUUGGGCCGUCAAAGCCUCCUCUACUUAAAAGAGGCAGGCAGUGGUUGGUUUGGAAAGGUGUUUCUCGGCGAGGUGAACAUCAACUUGAAUUGCUGCCAAGUGGUGGUUAAAGAGUUAAAAGCAGAAGCCAACAUUCAGGAGCAGAUGCGAUUCCUGGAGGAAGCCCAGCCUCACAGAAGCCUCCAGCAUCCCAAUCUGCUUCAGUGCCUAGCUCAGUUUACAGAGGUGACGCCUUAUCUCCUUGUCAUGGAGUUCUGUCAGCUGGGUGACUUAAAGGGUUAUCUGAGAACUCAUAAUGCAGCUGAUGAAUUGGCCCCUGAUCCUUCAACCCUACAGCGAAUGGCUUGUGAGAUCACAUCAGGCCUACAGUAUUUACACAAACAUAAUUAUAUACACAGUGACAUGGCCCUGCGAAACUGCUUGCUGUCUGCGGACCUGACUGUUAAAAUUGGAGACUAUGGACUUUCCCACAAUAAAUACAAGAAAGAUUACUUUGUAACUCCUGAUCAGCUCUGGAUCCCACUCCGCUGGAUUGCGCCUGAGCUUAUCGAUGACGUUCAUGGGAACCUGCUGGUGGUGGAUCAAACCAAGAUUAGUAAUAUCUGGUCCCUGGGUAUAACUUUAUGGGAACUGUUUGAAUUUGGUAACCAGCCCUAUCACCAGUGUUCAGAUAAGGAGGUGCUGACAUAUGCUAUAAAAGAACAGCAGCUGAAACUGCCAAAACCCUCACUGAACCUGCCACUGUCUGACCGCUGGUACGAAGUGAUGCAGUUCUGUUGGCUGCAACCAGACCAAAGACCCACAGCAGAUGAAGUGCAUCUGCUUCUCAGUUACCUUUGUGCAAAAGCAUCCAGUGAGGCAGAGGAAGAGUUUGAAAAACGCUGGAAUGCAAUGAAACCGAGUGGCUCCAGCACUAGCCACACAGCUGAGGUGUCCUCCUUUCCCCUCCUGGAGCAGUUUGGAACCAAUGGCUAUCACACUGAGGUGGAUGAUGUGCUGACAGUGACUGAGACAAGUCAAGGCCUUAACUUUGAAUAUAAGUGGGACCACACUCAAAUGGACAACUUUCCGCCAUCUACGGCUGGCCUGGCCCACGGCACCGCCCAGUUUCAAGAGAUCUACUUUCCCAACAGUGCUUCGGGAAGGCUGAGUUUGAGCGUCUCGCCCGUCUCCUCCAACUCCUUCUAUGAAUCGAAGCAGCAGUCUAACAUGCCACAGAAUCUGCAGCCGCCAGGCAUUGUACCAGUGAUCAGCGCGCACAGCCCUUCUGUAACUGGCGAAUACUACAUACGGAUCGAGGAACCAACUGAGUGCAAUAUGGACCUGGACUACACAAUGUGUUCCUACAGCCCGGAGUAUGACCCGAGCUUGCAUGUGGAGUUGUCGUCUUGGCAAGGAUUACAAGGAAGGGACAAUGUAGAUGACUGUGAGAACAGCCCGACUUUAUCCUUGACCAUGGAACCCCUCUUGGGUCAGGUAUCAUCAGCAACCCAAGAUUCCUGGGAAGACAGUCAAUAUUUUAGCAAGAGUAAGAGCCAAACACACUAUGAACAAUUCACGGUAGAUGAUGCUCAUCAAUAUUUGUUAGAGAACUACUCUGAAAAUAGUAACAACUGGAAAGUACAGAGUGCUGGAGAAAACAGUAGUGAUGACCCUUUGGGAAUAUCUCCUUUGGUAACAAGUUCCUUGAGAGAUUCCACUUCCUUACUCACAACAUCUUAUCACGAACUGGAUGAAACUGGAUCCGAAAGAGCUUGCCAAUCAUCAGCUGAUGAAGUGUUUAAUUAUUCUGUAAAUACAAUGUUACAUUCAGUCGAUGAUUUGGACUCUGUAAAAGUAAUUGCAAUUGGUGACCCCUCACCAGCUGGUCUGCCAUCCAGGAAGGGAACAACAUCUUCAACAAGCACUGAGGACGAAAACCUCUUUCUUUCUGGGAUAAAAUCAUGGGAAUCCAGUAAUUUCCUAAAUCACAACAAGAUGGAUUUAGCAAAGCAGUCACUCGAGCAGACAAAUAUCGGCGCAGAAUUAUUUCAAAGAGAAUUUUCAGAACCAGACCUGCAAAAGGUGGGAAGUGUUGUGCUUCUCUCAUUAUGUCAUACAGCAGACCCAAACAACUCCACAGCGAUUCAUUCAACGGACACAGAGAAUGGGCACUGUAACUGGAAGGCUAAGUACAAAGAAGCUGAUCAGGACAGUCAAAGUUUUGAUCAGUCACUCUCCACUACUUUACACAACAUAGCCCAGCAAGAAGAAAAUCAGAGUCUCAUUUCUGAUAGGUUACACUCUUCGAGAAGUGACGACCUUGUGGACCCUUUACUUGGCCAAGCUGUGAAGAGCUCGGCCCCUGGUAUCUAUAAUAAAACCAGGAUCCAGACGGACAGUAGUGAAAUGAAUUUACCUGGACCAGAUACAGACGUAGCCGGUGUGAAUGAGCAAUUGGAUGCAAUUGUUCAAGAGACGGAUCAAUUAAAGAUUGAUGGAGAAGAGAUUCAAAAUCCAACUGAACUGAAGAUUGAAAUAGAAAUCAGAGACAGCAAUGCCAUUCUUUCAGAAAUAGAAAUGGUCAGUGAUACAUAUCAGGUGGAAACUGCAGUGAGGGACUUUGCAAGCUCUCCCCAGUUUGAAACAGCUGACAAAAGUGACAAUUGCUUUUCAUCUGAUGUCGAAUCGAAAGAGCUUGACAGCUCUCCAAUGAAGACACUUUCCAGUGUAAGCUUUGCUGGAACAGAUGGGUGCAGUGAUGAGGAUGAAACAGAUAUCACAUCAGGAAUAUUCACAGACUUGACACAGGACUACGAAAGCAGUGAUCUUGUUCUCUCUCACAAAUCUCUGCAGAAACUUGUGGGGACUCCAGAUUCCCUGGAAUCUCUCGACAUCCCAUCGACAACUAGUUCCUAUGAAAUGUAUAGUCCGACAUCACAUUAUUCGUCGCUCCAGCCAAAGGCUGCAGACAGCGGCUAUGACACGGAGAAUUUUGAAUCCCCGGAAUUUGUCUUGAAGGAACCAGUUGAACAGAAGGAUCCUGAGCUGUUCACCAAAGUAAGCAAACCCAGCAAUGUUACUGUACUGAAGGUGGGCAGUGAUGGCACUGAAGUGUCGCCAGACUCUAAGCCACAGCGCAUUGACGAAAAAAAUCCCUACCGGGACUCGGCGUAUUUCUCAGAUUAUGAUGCUGAGUCUGAAAGAUACCAAACCUUAGAUUCAGAGAAAGAUGACCUUGUGCAAGAUGAGAUUGAACUGAAUGAAGGCGACCUCACAGUUAGUCCUCUACAAGAUGUUGAUUGUCUGUACUUUGGUUCUUCACAGACUCACACCCAGACUGACCUGCAGCAAACUGAAAGCCUGAAGACUGCAGGGAGAAAUUUAGAGCAGUGCAAUGUGAUCCAAAAGAUAGAUAAUGAUCUUGCAGAGGGCUUAGCGAGCAGUCAAACCUCUGCAGAGGUUUCUAUUCUCAUUGAAAGACAGAUGGACCCUACACCUGAUAACCCAGUAUUGACAGAAGCAGAACCCAAACUGCGAUCAGAAUUCAGUAGUUCUGUAAUAAAUGAGGGGUCUCACAAGCAGGACUUAGAAACUGAGAAUGGUGAGAAGGCGAUUCAAGCUGACUAUUUAGUUUGUAAGCAGGUACUAGAUGAAGCAGCUAGCUCCAAUUCGGAGAACAAUGAUGGAUUUUUUCAAAGCAGCUGCAAUUCAGAAAACAUCCUCCUAAAGAAACAGGUAUCUUCACGUAAGAAAGGGUACCCUCACAAAACGUCAGGCUGCAUCUUUGAUGGCACAGAAUUAAUACUUGAAGAACAUUUAGCUGAGCAAUGUAGCGAAACAGAUGGGCUCCAGUGCACCGAUGUUGAGACAAGGAAGUUCCAACUGUAUUCCUUGAACAUUGAAGAGAAGUUGGAGAGCUGCAUUGUUCCCAAAAUACAGUCAGUUCAGUUGUCAUUGGAGCUCCCUUUAUUAGGUCUCAAGAAAGAACCCAGACAGGGCUUUAAUGGGGAAGAAGGAGACGAAGAGGAUGAGGAUGAUGAUGAAAGUGAUGACUCCGAUGAAGAACUUGGCAUCUAUAACAUUCAGGAACACAGCGAAGAGAGUGAGGAAGAACUUCCCACUGUUCCCAUUAUUGUAACAGAGAAAGAUGAUGGGAAGAAUCUAAGAAGUCUUCUUAAGUUGCCGAAUUUAGUGUGUGAGACCUUUUGUGAUGAUCUUGACCGAAAGAAGAAAGCCGUAUCUUUCUAUGAUGACGUCACUGUCUACCUUUUUGACCAGGAAAGUCCAACGGGUGAACUCAGUGAGCAGAACAUUCCGGAUGUCGACACAACAUUUCAGCACCAUCCUGAAGAAUUGCAAAACAAAGGGACCAGUGUCUCCACGGCAACAGGGAGGCAGAAUACCUCCAAAAAUUCUUCCGAUGGGAACGCCUCUGAAGAAAGUGGAGGCUUUGAGUGGGAUGACGACUUUCCGUUGGUGUCAGUCCGGUCAUCGCUAGAGACUGAAAGUUCCUCCACUGACACUGCCUCCAGCGCUGCUCCCUCAGGUCCAGAGCAAAGUCAGGCGCAGAAAACCCGUUUCUCCCGCUUCACCAUCUCUCCAGCCACUGUCUCUAGGUUCUCAAUUACUCACGUCUUGGACUCGGAAAUUGAGCCAGCUGGAGCAAGUAUUGAGGAGGGCGAAAGGGAAUGACUCACGCUUUGAGCCUGGGCUGGGAAUUUUAUUUUAUUUUUAAGAAAAGCAAACGGACAAGAUCUGACAGAAAAAAACAGAACCACAAAUGAAUGUUUCGCACUAUGACUGUAACUGCUUUGAAUUGUUGGACAAUUUCAUUGCGAGUUUUCCGGGGGCCCCCACUGUUAACGACAACCUUGCGGGGGAUAACUUUGGUGUACAAUUCCCAACUUUCCUCCAUGUGCUCCCGCGGGGAGGCCUUCCCCUCUCCAGCCGGCCUGCGUUUCAUCGGAAUUCCCAGGAUUUCACUGCAAGCCGAUGCAAAAGACGGAGCAGACUCUUAACUUUAACGGGAAAUACUUUAUGAUACGUUGGAAACUAUCCCUGUCACAGUGAGGAAAAAUCUGACCUUUCCAACGUAGGGCAACUGUGAGGGUUUUCUGAGAAUGGACACUGCAGACUAUACCAGGCUCCAUUUGUAAUGAACCAUUUUUGCAAAUAACGCCAUCCGCUUAUAGUACUCAUCUGCUCGGGCAUCAGAUAAGAAGUGUUUGGAUGAAGCUGAUCAAUAUCCUUUGCUCACGUUACAGUACAAAUGUCCCAUUGAACAUGCCUCUCAGUAUUCAGUCCCAGAGUAUUGUGUUUCUGCCUCUCCGCGUUUGAUAUGGAAUAGUGUAGAAAACCAGUUAAGCUGCAAGCUCUAUACUAUUUUUGUAAAUCCAUUCAGACUACUGAUGAAUAUAUUGUAAAUGUUGCCAAAGAGAUGUAAAAAUUGUGCAGCCCCUAGCUACAUUAGUUGCUACCUGUGUGGCUUUAAGCUGUCGUGUUACAGUACCAAGGAGACGCUGUGUACGUUGCAAUUUUUCGCCUCCCUCAUCAAGCUAUACAGACACAUUUAUUAUAUUUAAAGAAAUGACCAGUUGCAUGAUACCAGUGAGCAGGGUUGUCUUUGAAGUGUCACAGCUGUUAGUACUUUGUAUAACUGAUCAAUACGGGUCAUUACUGCUCUUCAGUGUUUUAUUUCUAUUUAGCUAGCAGCAUGUUUAACUCGCCAGACUAAUAAACUUUUUACAAUA